AUGCAGCUAGUUCAAAGAAUAAAUUUCUGAACUGUUGGAGUAACAGAUUUAUAAUCGAAAAAUGUUCGUAUUAAAAAUUCUGUAUAUUAUUAUUACUUUAACUGCGUGCAUCGCAAAUGACAACGAGUUCGAAUUUUGUGAUGCAUCUGAUGAAUAUGACGAAAAUUCGGAGAAAUGUUCUAUUCGGAGACAUUUUACACAAAAACGUUAUAUCCUUUAUGAUGUAAAUCCUCCAGAAGGUUUCAAUCUGAGAAGAGAUGUAUAUGUUCGUGUUGCUGUUUUUCUAAAAAGAUUGGCUGAAAGGAACAAGGAAUUUCAAUGGCAAUUGGUUUUACCACCAUGGGGUAAUCUGUAUCAUUGGCGAAGUAAAAAUGCAGGAUUACAAGAGCGUCUAUCCUGGAGUACCUUUUUUGAUAUUAUGAGUUUACAACAAUACAUACCAGUCAUUGAAAUGUAUAAAUUUAUGGAAGAAUACUCAUUUGGAAGCAAAAAAAUUCAACUUGAUUGCUUAUAUGUUCUGCAAAAUGAUGAAGAAAUGUUCAGGACAGGUAGAUUUGAAGAUAAAAAUGAAGUGGUGGAUUGCAAUCAUGAUUCUUUGCGAUACUAUAAGUUGGAACAACAUUUAUACACUGGUCCAUUCUGGGGAUACCAUAAUAUUACAACUCAGGAUGUAAAAUGUAUAACAUUUCAUGGUAUGGCAUCAGAUCUUUAUCAGAAUCUUAAACCAACACAGUACAGAUCUGUAAUGUUUGAUCAUAUGGAAAUUGCUCUGCACGACAAAUAUGGUUCUAAAGAAUAUUGGGAAGCCAGGCGCAGCAUGCGUUAUAAUUCCGAGUUGUAUAAUAUUGCGAGAAAUUAUAGAAAAACUUUUUUGAAUUCCACAGAUGAGAAUGAUUACACUGAACGACCUGCGGAUUGGACGAAAGAAAAAAGUCGGCGAAAUGCAAAAGGUGGUCCAUAUUUGUCGGUUCAUCUUAGGAGACGCGAUUUUAUCAUUGGCCACAAGUCGUCAGUGCCAACAAUAAAGGAUGCUGCUUCUCAAUUACAAGAAAAGAUGGAAAAACUUGGACUAAUGGUAUUAUUUGUGGCUACAGAUGCAGAGCAACACGAAUUUGAAGAACUGAAAUCAUAUUUAUCUCAGUACAAAGUCACGAAAUUUGUACCAUCUGAUUAUAUAAUAGAUAAAUUUAAGGACGGUGGAAUUGCCAUCAUUGACCAAAUAAUCUGUUCAUAUGCCAGGUAUUUUAUAGGAACACAUGAAUCAACAUUUACAUUCAGAAUACAAGAAGACAGAGAGAUUAUUGGUUUUGCAUCAGAAACUACAUUUAAUCGAUUAUGUAAGAGCAAUAAGAAAUGCGCGGCAGCUGGACAGUGGCAGAUUGUCUGGUGAAACAAUAAAAAAUGUUAGUAAUUUUAGUCUUUUUUAAUAGU
Messenger RNA from Linepithema humile (Argentine ant), 1431 nucleotides. RefSeq names its product O-fucosyltransferase 2 (gene O-fut2). Lineage: Eukaryota; Metazoa; Arthropoda; Insecta; Hymenoptera; Formicidae. Gene Ontology annotation, biological process: protein O-linked glycosylation via fucose. Gene Ontology annotation, molecular function: peptide-O-fucosyltransferase activity. The record is from RefSeq and is a predicted model, not a curated record.